This is a messenger RNA of Sinocyclocheilus anshuiensis, 1440 nucleotides long. Its product is annotated as CD9 antigen-like. The record is from RefSeq and is a predicted model, not a curated record. The transcript has 8 exons. Lineage: Eukaryota; Metazoa; Chordata; Actinopteri; Cypriniformes; Cyprinidae. Bases 104 to 742 code for a protein of 212 amino acids. Gene Ontology annotation, cellular component: plasma membrane.
CGGAUGUUGACAGAGCUCGUGCAGUGCAACAGCAUCUCCGCGUUUUACACCAUAAGCCGGACUGUUUUGAAAGAAUUUGACGGGGUCAAAUUAUACUUUCACCAUGGGCAAAGUUGAAGGCGGGAUGAAAUGUGUGAAAUAUCUCCUCUUCGUGUUCAACUUUAUAUUCUGGUUGAUGGGCUCGCUGGUUCUGGCUGUGGGCCUCUGGCUCAGACUUGAUACAAAUACUGUGUCUCUUCUAGGAGAAGGCGGACCUGAUACCUUCUUUAUCGGGGUCUAUAUCCUCAUCGCGGCCGGGGGUCUGGUGAUGCUGGUGGGCUUCUUCGGCUGCUGUGGUGCCGUGAGGGAGUCUCAGUGUCUUCUGGGAUUGUUUUUCGCCUGUCUUCUGGUCAUCUUUGGAGCAGAAGUUGCUGCAGGAGUGUUUGGGUUCCUCAACAAAGAUGAGAUCAUUAAGGAAAUAAAACAAUUCUAUGACGAAUCAGCAGGAAACAACGGCAAUAAUGCAACCGUCCAGUCCUACCAUAUCAUUUUGAACUGCUGUGGCUCACCUUCAACACAAAGCAGUUUGUGUCAAGACGUCGUAUCAAACCAGACAUGUCAUGAGGCCAUUGAACAGUUUUUCAGCAGUAAGCUCUUCAUCGUGGGUUAUGUGGGGAUUGGAAUCGCGGGAGUCAUGAUUAUUGGCAUGAUCUUUAGUAUGGUCCUAUGCUGUGCAAUCCGGAACAGCAGGGAGGUGAUCUAACACAGUCUUCCUCACCUGGACAUGACCUUUCACCUUUGACACUUAACCUCUGCUGGACUUGCAUAUACAACAGUAACAUUCCAACCAAGCUCAAGGUGUUCUUCUGCCACUCAGGAGCCGAAAACAAACCCCACUUUCAUAAUCCUGUACACCUCAACCAAACGAUGGUUAGUCCAGCCUAGUUGUUUAAACUCGAUCAAAUUGCUGGAUUGUCUUUAUUUAAUGCCUGCUGGUUGGGUGCAGAGCUGGAUCUUCCAAAUGUGACAAACACAAGUUGUUAAAUUCGUUUGAAUAUAAUUUAGAUUUUGACUUCAGUUAUAGUGCGCACUGAUCAGCUCUUUCUGCGAGAGUUUGCAGAUUUAUGUAUUGAUGCUAUUCCAGGCUGUUGCUGCGUCAGAUAAAAAUAUUGUGUAAUGUGAUGCCAGGGGUUCUGUGGCAAACCCACGGCCGCUGGGAACGGUGAGAAGAAGACCCACAGAUGCCUUUCGCUUUACGUUUGUACACAAACAAAGUAGUCUUCUACGUCACAGACAUGUUCCAAGCACAAACAAAUGCUUAGCGAAGGUUCAGAACGACAUGCACAUGCGCACAAAACUCACAUGUUGGUGAUCUUCAGAAGAAUCCUUGUAUCCAUAUCAUCCAGUAAGCCCUCUUAAAGGGACAGUUCACGCAAAAAUUAAAGAUCUAUAAUCAUUUAC